Sphaeroforma arctica JP610 is the source of this 3201-nucleotide messenger RNA. RefSeq lists its product as hypothetical. Gene Ontology annotation, molecular function: chitin synthase activity. The coding region runs from base 1 to 3201 and encodes 1066 amino acids. The transcript is spliced from 5 exons. Gene Ontology annotation, cellular component: cell periphery; cell septum. Lineage: Eukaryota; Ichthyosporea; Ichthyophonida. The record is from RefSeq and is a predicted model, not a curated record.
AUGGCGUUUACAAAUACAGGAGAUUUUGACACAAUAUCCACCAACACGUGUCCUUCCAUACAUAAUGAUAUAACCGAUGACACGAGCAUAAUCACAAACUAUACAUACGACAUCAAAGGUACAGGGUCAUAUUCACCACCCUGUAAAAGGAAACCAAAGCUAGUGACAACCUAUCCCGUAUUGGCGCCACUGAAAGGUAAAGGAUACUUCAAACCAAGGGAAAGACAAGCCAAAACUGUUGUAGGUGUGUUGAUACCGUUCUACAAUGAAGGUAGGCAGGAAUUGAAACGUACUCUAGAGUCACUACAUGGUCAGGAAAUAGAAUGUAGAGACUUAGGUGUUGAGUUCGUGUAUUUAGCGAUACUGGACGGAAUAUCAGAGGCUGAUGAAUCCACAAUACAGUACAUAAAUGAAAUAUAUAACGAUUCGCACUGGGCCGAUGCAAUGUUGAGGAGUGAAGAUCGUUCGUACGUAUCUGUACUCCAAGCCGCGCCGACAGAUGAAUUGGGAGAUCACGGUCUGGUUGAAAUAGCUCCCGGAAAGCAUAUGCGACUGACAACUUUAGUGAAAGGAAUUAAUAUGCGGAAAACGAACUCACAUGAAUGGUUUUUUGUGGCAUUCUGUUCGGAAUACGAGAUCGACUAUGCGUUCGGGACUGACUGCGGGACGCUCUACGCACAGGGAUGUUUAUAUUACCUCAUCGACUAUUUAAACACGCAUCCUGACGUUAGCGCUGUUACUGGGCGUCAGCGUGUCAUGUCUUCAUCAAUGCAGUCUCUAAGGACGGAGGGGUUAAUGCAGAUGUGGUACAGGGCUGUGCAAGCAUACGAUUAUGAAGCCUCCAUUUCCAGUUUCUUAGGAGCAUUUUCGCUGAUUGGUAUGCUUCCUGUGAUACCUGGACCAGCCGGUUUGUGGCGAAUGAGUGUUGUGGGGGGUAAGCCGAUGGAUUACUACAUCGACUACGUCAACAGCAUCAAACCAGAAGAUGGCUUAAUUAUGGGCAAUCUACUACUCGCUGAGGAUCGUAUCCUUAGUUACGCUGCUUGUCUUAUGACUGGGAAAUAUACAAGAUGGGUACCCAAAGCAGUUUUCUACACCGAAGCAGAGACUGACAGCAAAAGCUUUCUCACACAACGUCGACGGUGGAUCAAUGGAACGUCUGCAUCGUACCUGUAUCUGUUGUUCUUCUCGCCCGGAGUUAUUUUCCGAGGCUCACACUCUUGGUGGUUCAAAAUCGUCAUCUAUAGUCAGCUUCUGUUACAAACUAUUUUGUACGCUGUCAGAACUGUCUCACCUGGUGUCUUCGCGGCUCUAAUAUACUUUGCCGUCAAGUCCUUGAAUAUUGGCGGUGACGGGUACAAUCAACUCGUCGCCUGGGGAAUUACCAGCUGUGGGGCGCUCCUGUAUAUAGUAUUCUGUCUCACGCAUUUUUUCUCGAAAUUCUCGAGAAGCUUGUAUAAUGCGGUGGUGGUUUGGAAUAGCAUAUCGUAUAUGCUGGUGGUUGCCGGUUUGACCGCAGCAUUUGCCAACGCCGAUCCCAUAGCCAUUCUGGUUCUACUUCUAGCCGUAUUCAUGCCCUUCUUCUUGGCUCUGCUCCAUAGCCUGGACGUGUUUAUUAUGAUGGUGUUCUCAUUCUUUCAAUUCUGUGCCUUCUGGCCGAUAUUCAUACCGUGGUUUUCUGCGUAUGCCUAUUGCCGUGUGUGGGAUUUGUCAUGGGGAAAUCGACCAUCAAGCGGAUCAGCGAAGGGCAAGAAAUCGGUUAAGACAGGGAUACUGCACAGAAGGAUAGGGUUGGUAGUGCUACUCCUAGUCAUGUGCCUGAACUUUACAGUGUGCGGACUCUUUGUGCGCUACAACAGCUUGCAGGGUCUAAUGGUGAUGUCCAUGGUUUUUGUGGGCAUUGCUCUCUUCCAACAGAUCCUAUCCUUCGGCUUCUAUUUGUUCUACACCGAGCACAUAUUGUCGGCUGGUGUCAGGAAUCUUACUAGGCGAUCGAUGCAGAUUCUGAGUGCAACGCUCUUCGCCACCACAGUGGCCUGUGUUUUCACAGGCCUAUUCACAACGUCGUGGCUGACGAAUUCGUUUCCAGUGGAGCAGCGGUUCAACAUCACCGUUACUCUGAAUGAAACCUUCAUGAAGUGGGAAGACAUCUUCAGGUCAGACUAUAACGAAACCUUCUAUACAUUACAAGACAGUGUUAUCAAGAGUAGCAGCGAGACAUUGGAAGAUGCGAACGCGACGGAUAUACACAGUUUCGUUCUGAAGAGCAGCAACGAGACGAUUGAAGAUGCCAACGUAAUGGAUAUAUACAACUAUGUUCGAACCGAGGUCGUAACAGUGACAACACUAUACCGAUUGGAUGCUUUACGCGAGCUCGAGGGCAAGAUCUUCUUGCCAAACCAUCGUAUCAAUGCCUACUAUGUCAACAACAGUGUUGUCACUACUAUUACGACUAACUACACGGUCAAUGAGGAUGGGUCGAUUGGAAAUAAGUUGACGAACGUCAUGCACGACUUCCUGUCGUACUUGAAUCUCACAUACACUGAUGAUUACGAUAGAGUGUAUGUAGGUAUAUCGACCCCACCGGACACCACAUACAAGGCUAGAUACCAGAAGAAAAGCUUCCUAAACCAGACCUUCGUACAAAUGAAAGCCGACAUCACCACCUCGGUGGAGGGUGGCUCCGUGGAUAUGUACUAUGGACUCCUGUUUUUCGAAUUUGACUUCCACACUGUUGUACCCUACAAAUCCGAAACGAUGUUGUGGGGGUCGGAUCUGAUGUGGCAUUUCCCGAACCAGCUUUGGGCCUACACCCUAUUACUGAUAUUCGGGUGUGUGAUCUUCCUGGGCUUGAUCAUGCUCGCAUGCCUCUAUGCACUGUGCACGAAGGACAGGUCGCGUGUGUACGGCGUCAGUGUGCUGUACGUGUGGCUCACAAUCUGCGCGCUGAUGGCGGCUAUCCUUCUAUUCCCUAUGAGUUUCUUCGACCUAAAAACAAACCGGGUGGGGUGGUGGGAUGUAGAGGUUAGCGCCAGCAGCGGUUAUCUCUGUGGUGAGUCGGCACAUUACUACAAUCCAGGUGACUGCUCGUUGGACUGGUCAUACUGGCUCAUCGUGGUUUCAUUCUUCACCGCCGUCCUCAGUUACAACUCGGCACAGAUUGGAUACGAGACAUACGCACGCACGCAAACACAAAUAUAG